CGUUGUCUCUGGUUUGAUUCUACAUUGAUCGUAGCAAUGACUCUAAUGCGAACAGCAAAGAUCGUGCUUCUCCUAAUCGCGUUUUUGAAAAACGCUGCGGCUCAUAAAAGACAGCAAAGUAUUGUUGUGUAUCAUGGGGCGGUUGCAACGGACGAUGGACGGUGUUCUGAAAUCGGGAUGAAAGUUCUUCGAAAAGGAGGAAACGCUAUUGAUGCAUCGGUCGCUGCUGCUCUUUGUUUGGGCGUUGUGAGUCCAGGAUCUAGCGGUAUAGGCGGUGGAUCGUUUGCAGUGGUUAAGACAAGUGAAGGGAAGGAAGUUGCUUAUGAUUCUAGAGAGGUUGCUCCUCUACGCGCCACUGAGAAUAUGUAUGAUGGUGAUCAAGACCUAAAGAAGAAAGGAGCCUUAUCAAUAGCCGUUCCUGGGGAAGUCGCGGGUUUAUUCACGGCUUGGACACAACACGGGAAACUGGCGUGGAAGAAAUUAGUUAGUCCCGCAAGGAAACUGGCAGCUAAAGGAUUCAAGAUUUCAAAGUAUCUCUACAUGCAGAUGAACGGGACUAGAGAUGAUAUCUUAGCAGACAAAGGUCUGUCUGAGCUAUUUGCUUCAAAUGGGGAGCUCAAAAAGCCAGGGACUAUUAUCCGUAAUUCAAAAUUGGCUUUUACACUGAAACAAAUCGGUAAAUAUGGUCCAAAAGCGUUUUACAAUGGUACGGUUGGUGAUAAUUUGGUGAGUGAUAUACAAAAGUCUGGAGGGAUAAUAACUUUGAAAGAUCUACAAAGUUAUAGAGUUAAAGUUAAAAAAACAUUAUCUACUGAUAUUCUUGGAUACCGAUUACUCGGUAUGCCUCCUCCUUCCUCUGGUGGCCUUGCUGUGGUGCUUGUUUUGAAUAUUCUUUCACAAUAUGGGAUUCCAUCGGGUGUUUCGGGCCCUCUCGGUGUUCAUCGAUUAGUCGAGGCUCUGAAACACGCAUUUGCAAUUAGAAUGAACCUUGGGGAUCCGGAUUUCGUCGAUGUUACUAAGGUUGUUUCGGAUAUGUUGUCUCCAAAGUUUGCACAAGACUUAAAGAAAAAGAUUAGCGAUGAGAGAACCUUUAAGCCCAAACAUUAUGGCGCCAAGUGGAAUGAGCUUCAGGAUCACGGGACGAGCCAUUUGUCGAUAAUAGACAAGGAUGGAAAUGCUGUUUCGAUGACCAAUACAGUAAACUAUUUCUUUGGGGCACUAAUGCUGUCUCCGAGCACCGGAAUCGUUCUGAACAACGAAAUGGAUGAUUUCUCGAUCCCCAUGAAGUCUGUCGGUGACCACAAUGUGCCGCCACCAGCACCGGCUAACUUCAUCCGUCCAGGGAAACGGCCUUUGUCCUCAAUGGCUCCCACCAUUGUACUUAAGGACGGUAAAGUUAAAGCCGCGGUGGGUGCAAGCGGAGGAAUAUUUAUCAUCGCUGGAACAACGGAAGUUUUCUUGAAUCAUUUCUUCCUCAAAAUGGAUCCUCUCUCUUCAGUCUUGGCUCCAAGAAUCUACCACCAGUUGAUACCAAACAGAGUUUUGUAUGAGAACUGGACUACUGUUUACGAUGAUCAUUUCGAGAUUCCUAAAGAGACAAGACGUGUGUUGGAGAAGAAAGGUCAUGUCGUAACGCCGAUUGCUGGUGGGAUGAUUUCUCAGUUCGUAGUUCAAGAAUCCGAUGGGAAGCUUGUGGCUGUGAGUGAUCCAAGAAAAGGAGGGUUCCCUUCAGGAUAUUGA
This is a messenger RNA of Raphanus sativus (radish), 1740 nucleotides long. Its product is annotated as glutathione hydrolase 1-like. The transcript has 6 exons. The record is from RefSeq and is a predicted model, not a curated record. NCBI's taxonomy places the organism in Eukaryota, Viridiplantae, Streptophyta, Magnoliopsida, Brassicales, Brassicaceae. Gene Ontology annotation, biological process: glutathione catabolic process. Gene Ontology annotation, molecular function: glutathione gamma-glutamate hydrolase. Gene Ontology annotation, cellular component: plasma membrane. Bases 37 to 1740 code for a protein of 567 amino acids.